AUGGCCACGCCCUCCGAUCCUUCCAACCAAGAAGCUGUUGUAAGAAGGAAGAACAACGGACCCCCAAUUAAGUUCCUUAUUCCUCUCAUAUACGCCCCUGUUCUCCCUCUAAUUCGUCUAUCGCUGAGACAUAAACCCGUCCUGAGAGAUCGCUUGUUUACGGCUGUGUUGGCUGGGGGCUUUGCUCACGGUUUCUAUUUGAUAACAGACCUUUAUGAUAAAGAGAGCAAUGCGCAUUUCACAAACCACAGUAAACUAGUGUCUAGUAUGAAUAUGAUCACUUGGUGUUUCUGUCAGGGGGGUGGCAAUGGUUGUUUGAGGACUGAUGAGGUUGGAGCAGUGGGCAUGAUGAUGCUCGUUGGCCAGUCAUGA
This is a messenger RNA of Sphenostylis stenocarpa, 372 nucleotides long. The record is from the annotation of a GenBank genome assembly. Lineage: Eukaryota; Viridiplantae; Streptophyta; Magnoliopsida; Fabales; Fabaceae.